Molecule: messenger RNA, 7730 nt
Organism: Pelobates cultripes (western spadefoot toad)
Lineage: Eukaryota; Metazoa; Chordata; Amphibia; Anura; Pelobatidae
Source: the annotation of a GenBank genome assembly
AUGCCCCGCUAUCUCCUAAGAACUCCGUGCCCCCCCUACAUGCGCCUGCAUAAUCCGCUAAGCCGCCCACCAGAUUUGCACCCUCGGCCCUGGACCCACUCAGCUUCAUUGUCAUGGGCCUGCCCUCACCUCCCAAGGGGCCCCUCCAGCCGAGGGCCCCCCUGCAGCACAUUAGGGAAGGUACCCAACCCCUCAGGAACCUCAGUAACAGAAUCCCCAGGGGUUAGAGGGCCUGCUGCCACCCCAACUGCACUUGCUGUCUCUGCUGACCACCAGGAAUCCCAGCUCCCGCCUUCCGCCGUCCGCCACCAGUGUGCACAACCCCGGAUUGCAGCACCACCUGUUCUGCUGCUUCAAGGCACGCUGCCCGCGGGGACCUGCACCCCGGAUGCUGUUCCUGUUGAGGAAGGAGCCGCUUUAUCACCUCCAACCAUGCCCACUGUCCUCCGAGCAUGCCGCCCCGUGUUCCGCCGUCUACACCGGGUGGCGUUGGAAGAGAUCCCCCUCCAGAACGCUGGCUUCCAGCCAUGCAGUAGGGCACUGCGCACCCUCCAUUGCCCGCUCCCACCACAGGGGAGGCCCCACCAGGGCUAAGGCGCACGUGUGUGCCUGUCCCCCAGCCAACCUUCCGGCUCCGCCGACGCCACCAACAUCGCUCCCAGCCUCUCCCAGAUCCAAUCUUCUCCACGGAUCCGUGCACCUGCAUGAACACCGUGGAUCAUCUCCUCCAGGGACACCAUCAUGCAAAAGAAAAAAGGGGAAACCCACCAAACAGAGUCUGAACACACCAGAGUGACAAACCGUACUCACACGUUGGUGCAUACAUUAAAAUUGCCUAUUCCUAAGAUGGCUGCCCGUCUAUAUAUAUGCUCCCACCCUUAGACCCAAUCUACCAAUCUUGUUACUGCUCCACCUAUGCCCGCUUCCUAGCCUCAUCAGAGCCACUUUCUACUAAAAUGCGGUCGCUCCAAUAAACUCUGACUUGUAGGGAAUUAAAAUCUGAAUUACAAAACUGAGAUAAACAUAGACACACUGUGACUAAAGCCAAGAUUGGAAUUUCUCCAAAUCACUAAUUUUUGUUUAAAUAUUUGCGGUUCAGAUUUUGAUUUGCUACUUUCUAGACUUUAGUGAUUAAUCCUGAGUUGUUAUACAUUGAGCACUAUACAGAAUUAUAACCUUUUAUAAAUGCAAUGCAAGUAUUGCCCACACUCUUUUUCCAUUUCUUUUUUAACAGGCUCAAUCAAUAUUAAACCAGGCAAAUGAAAAGCUGGACCUCCUUAAAUAUUCCAUGGAGGAACUAGUGAAAGAACUUCCUGAUAGCCAUCCCAGGAAGAGUAUUACCACCGAGGAAUUGUUCCUCAAUUCUGACAUAUCCAAGCCCACUGCACUAACGGGUAAGUUCUUUUGCCUCUGAAAGAUAUUUCAAUAAAGGAAAGAAGACAAAUAUAUUUAACAUUGAAGUAUCAGAGCAUGCUUCCAUCUGUGAAGUCUGUCUACUGUGAUCACGCAGUUAGUCAACCGAUAUUCCAGCAGACUUAAUUCUGUAUGACGUAAAUACAAAUUUAAAGGUGACAGGUGACAUUUUUUUACAUGACAACAAUAUGGAACCAGCACACACAUAAUCUGUCAUCAGUAUAUUUAAAUUUAUAAUAUAUAAUAUAUUAAUAUAAAUAGUUACCAUAGAUAUAGAGCUCUGACACCUUCUACCUAUGUUUUCCAGAUCCCGUAUCUUUACGAGAAAGCAUUAAGGUUCCAGUCUAGUGCGCUUUUUUAGCCAUUACACUUAUUUAUAUUUAUCUUUGUGUGUCGUUUUUUUUUCUUUGUAUAGCACUAUUUUUAUACAUUUUUUGUGGGUUAUUUUGUUCUUCAUAGUCCACCAAUUGGACUUUUUGGCCAAUCUAUUAAAUGUUAAGUUUUAACAAACUAAUAUUUCCCUGAACUGUAUUUCAGUCAUAUAUGCACCUAGUUGCAUCCUCCAUCUUUUCUUUGUGUACAUUUAUACCGGGGUUAACCCCCAAAUCAGGAGGUUCUGCAACUUCUGGCUCCAUUCCAGUCCCUUCCUUUUUCUUUUCUUUUAUCGUCUAAAUUAUUCUCAUGAAUUCUGUUUUACUUUUUUGGCGUAAUCUUUGUGUCCUCUUAAGUGUAAAGGUUAAUCCAGAAGUGGGUUCCUUGUGGUUUCAACUUGUAUAGCGUGGACUUGUUGCAUUCUGUUCUGAAUUACUCCUGUGUGUGUUUAGAAAUAUCUACAAAUAUAGAUUUCUUCUAUAAUGGCACAAGUGACAUAAACAUUCUUUGAGGAUCGAGCAGGGACUAAGUGAAGCUACUGAGUUUUUAUCUGUUUAUAAAUUCUGUUUUGAUUGGUUUAUAUCCGAUAAGGAUGUAAAAGCUGCCUUAUUAUUGAAUAUUCUGUGUUUCCUACUUAGACCAGCCAUGAAGUUCCCUUUAACAUAAGAGCCAUAUUUCAUGGUUGCUGAAGGUCUAUUUCUUUGUUGAGUUGAUAAACUGGUGGUGGAAUCCAUUUGGGAAUCUGAUAUUUGAUUAUUGUAGGAAAUGUAUUGAGUGAACAUUUGGUGAGAGGAGAGUUAAUAUAUUCCUGUGAUGACACAAGUGAAAAUGUAAUAGUCAUUGUUACAAUAUUAAUUCUGAUUGUUUGACAGGUACCCUGAAAGUGAAAGUAAAGGGCUGUCACAAUAUUUUGGAGAAUGUACCUGGCAGACUAAAAGACCCGUCAGAUGUUCUCCCAGGAAGGAGGACACGUCGAGGAAGAUUCUCAUUAAUGAGCCGGAUCAGAAGAAACAACCGUGUCUGCAGUCUGAACACCCAAGAGACUGUUGGCUUUUCCAGUACAGUGAUUUUUAUCUUAUAAUUCCCAUUAUGUGUCCAGUGACGCUCAAUAACAGCACUCAAUAUCUGGGGUAUCAAACUUUUGCUCUUCCACUUAGCCACUCAAAGGAAAAUCAACCUGAAUAAUUAUAUCUCGGUACUGGGUGGUUGCAGGUUGACCCCCAAUUAAAAAAAUGUAAAAGUGCUGCGGAAAAUAUAAAUGAUAAUAAUAAUUACUUUAAUACAUUUAUACUGGGACUCAUCAUACAAACUUCAUCCUCUACCUUACUCACCAAAUAGAAAAAAUAUAAUUUUCAACAUGUUUUUCGUUACGAUGUUCUUGUAUUAUUUUAUUUCACAUAUCUCCCCUUGUUUAUAUUCCAACCAUAUCACCUGGCCAGCUACAAAUGUGUUGUUUGUUUAAUUUCUUUUUUAUGGAGUGCAGGAGAAUAGACUCCCGAAAUAAAAUCAAACUCCUAGAGCUUUGGUUAAAGAUAAUAACUUUAUAUUGCCAGGUGUAUUUUUACAAUUGCUGUGUGUUGAUUACAUUCUCAAUAAGAAAUGUUCUUUAUAAUAAAAUACUCUUAGCCUUUUAAGUUGAGUUCCUGAAAUUUCCUUACAGACGAGGUCCGUGCUCAGCUGAAGAUUGACCAUAUUCCAGUGGGUUCAACCAGUUGGAAAACUGUGUCUAAUCCAUCCUGGAAUGAGACAUUUAAACUGGAGUUAAAUAAGGUAUGAAUGUCAUUAAACUCAAGUAUAUUCACCCUAGAAUGAGACAUUUUUUUUCAGAAAUAUUGACUUAAGUGAAAAAUAGAAAACAAAACCCCAAAAAACAUUGUCUUGGUGAUAGUUUUCAGGCUAAGUGGAUGCCUGUAUUAUUGUUUUUAUUUUGUGUUAGUAGGAAUAUUACAUUCUAAAUCAACAUCCAUCGGUGGCCCCAGGAAGAAUUUAUACUAAUCCAUAAAUCUGCAUAUCCUGUAAAGAGUUGUCUAAGUCAGUAUAACUGGAACUCUUUUUCUAAACCUUUUAGGACCUUAAUGUGUCUUCAUCCAGUUAUGAUUUAGAGAGUUAUUAUACAUUGGGUUUGUUUAUCUUAAUUUAGAAAUAAAUAUAUUUUUUAAUAGAAUCAGGGAUAUAGAUGAUAACUUUUCUUUCCUUUUUUUGUUAAUGUGUACAUAGUCUCGGGAGUUAGAAUUAUCUUUAUAUUGGCACGAUCGGAGAUCACUGUGUGCCACAAAGACGCUGAAGUUGGAAGAAUUCCUGGUGAACCGGAAGCAGCAACUGUGUCUACAGCUGGAGCCACAAGGCACCCUUUUCAUCAAGGUAAGAACCAAUCUCUGGCCACUAUCAAUUUAUAGUUAUUUACCUAUAAAUGUUUUAAUUAUACAGAAAAAAAAGGAUGAUUAAUUUAUCCAACAUAUUUCUCUAAAUGUAAAAAUAUAAGAGCGCUAUAAAGGCUAUUGACUUAAUAUUAAAUUGUACUGAAGUGUACAUGGAGUUGCAAAAUAUGUCUGCUAUAGUCACAUCUUGACUUAGCUCAACUUUGUUUACAAUUCACACAUGUCAGUGUUUAGCGAAUAAACCUUUCAAUGUACGUCAUAUUACCUAUAUGACCACUUAUAGUAUCUUAAGAAAUGUUCUAUUUUUGAGAUAAAAGACACUGUAUCAAAUGCUAAACUGUUUAAGUAAAUGAAGGGCUUUGCUUAUUGUGAUUAGCUGUAGAGGAAGAGUUUUGAAGCUGUUUAUUUUCCAUUUUUGUGUGUUUAUAUGUUGGUUUGGCACAAUGAGAAUAUGAUCAUUUCCUUCCCGCUGUUUUUUAUUUUGAAAUAGGUGACAUUUUCCAAUGCUUCCAUCCAGAAAAGGCCAAAACUUCAGACAAUUCAGAAAUUCUUCUCCAAAAAACAAGGUAAGUGUUCGUUUAACAUGUCUCGCAUUAAAUAGCAAACCGCCCAGGGGCCUUUAAAGGCAUCUAUGAGGCAGAAUUGAUUAUUAUUUGGUUACUGACAAGAAGUGAACCCUUGUACCCCAGUACUAGCCCCCCAUGUGAUAGAAAACUUGUUAAGCAGUGUGAAUGUGCUCAGUAACCAGUGUGGGAUUUCACAUUUCAUUUUCUUACAGGUAGAUAGACUGAUACAUGUUCAUCCAUUAUAACAACCAUAGCGCAGGAUGUACAUCUUAUACCAUAUGCAGUAUACACAGAUUACAUUACUUAUACCUACCUGAAGCUCAUUAUUUUCAUUGGAUGCCAGUCCUCUUAAACACUAAACAUUGUUUCAAUGUAUUAAAUGUGAGUCAUGGUUAUUAUAAUAUGGAAAUCUUGGCUGAAACAAAGUUCUAGGUUUGGAGAUUUUGUUACUUUUUUUUCUUGUUUUUGGAAUGCUAUGAAUAUAAUUAAUAUAUUUACUACUGAUCAUAUACAAUACUUAUAUUUUGUUCUGUAUUACUUUUAUAGAAGAGACCUUCCAGCCCACUGCAGAGGAAGAUACAGCUAUUGAUGUCCUUUCAUUGCCAGUAUCAGACACUGAGAGCGUGGUUCCAUCACCACCAGCUGUCGAUACCGAUGCAGAAGAAACCAUCAAGUCCACAUCAGAGGAGGAUAUAACAUCUGACGUUCUUCCAUUGCCAGUAUCGGACACUGAGAGCAUGGUUCAAUCAUUGCCUACUGUCACUAACGAUACUGAACAGACCAUCCAAUCAGCAUCUGAGGAGAAUAUAAUAUAUGGCAGUCUUCCAUUCCCAGUAUCGGACAAGAAGAGUGUGGUUCAAUCACUGCCCGCUGUCGAUACCGAUACUGAAGAGACUAUCCAAUCAGCAUCUGAGAUGGAGAAAGUAUCCGGUAGUCUUCCAUUGCCAGUAUCAGACACGGAGAGCGUGGUUCCAUCACCGCCCGCUGUCGAUAUCGAUACUGAAGAAACUAUCCACUCAGUAUCUGAGGAGGAUAUAAUAUCUGGCAGUCUUUCAUUGCCAGUAUUUGACACUGAGAGCGUGGAGUCAUCACCACCCACUGACAAUACUGAAUCACAAGAGACCAGCCAAUCGGUGUCAGAGGAUGGAGCUAUUGACGUUCUUCCAUUGUCAGUGUUUAACACUGGGAGCCAAGAGUCAUUAUGGUCAAUUAGGUAUUUUCACAUAUUCAUCUUUCUCAUCAAUGCUGUUAAAACGGCUACACAUUUACCAUAAACUCCUUAUUUUCUCCCCUUUACCACCCCUCACUACAUUUUAUUUAUGUAAUAAGCUUGUCUUUUAUUAAAGUUAUUCUUUAUGUACACAAAAACUUGCGUGUGAGAGUAAGAUGGGUGAGGUUAAGGCAGUAAACAUUUUUUCUGCCCAAUUCCCAGCAUGCUUAUUAACAUUGUCUACAGUUUGUUGGUAACAAGUAAGUUUACCAUAGCGAAAUAUUUUUAUAGAACGUUUAUGAAUUACAUUUUUUAUGACGGGACUUGAAAGUUCUUCCCAGCAGAAUGUGGAAUUCACCUGUUACCAGAGUGAAAUACAGUAAUUAAUCACGGCAGGUCCUUUGUGAUUCCAUCUGUAAUUAAUCAAUUGAUUUCACACAAUACAUAAUCAUCGUGUCCUAUAAAACAUGGCAAUCUACAACCCUAGUGAUAGAUAUUCCAGGGGAAUCCCUUUAACAUUGCACUGGAUGCUACAGAAUUUUCCACUAAGACACUCUGACUAUAAAGAAUUGAUGAUAUCAGAUCUAAAAGGUGCCAUCUAAAUAAAUACUGUUUUCUUCCUUCUUAAAGCGUUUCUCCUGUAGUAUCAUCGGACACUGAAUCUGAACCAGAAGAGUCUCCUGUUGCAUAUCGUACAUCUUUUUGCAGCUAUCAACCAGGACUUCAUGUUAUAAUCCCAGAUAUUCUGUCUCAGGUAAAGAUAUAACGUUUUAUACCUUGCUUAUUUUGUUUUUUUGUUCUGCUUUAGCACAAACUGCAUUAUUGAUGAACAUGGAAUAAUUGCAAUCUCGGUGUAGAAUGUUUUCUAUAAAAUCAUGGACAUAUUUAAAUUCUGGGUUUAGUACAUAAAUUGGAUCCUCAAUUAUUUUAUUACAACAAGCACUAAUGAAACGUUGUUAUUAAUAAUGUUUAAUUUUCUUUUCCAGGAUUAUGGAGCAGGCCAACACUAUUCUAGGAACUACACUUCAAACCAAGUGCCAUGUAAUACACCUCUACAUGAUGGCAGAGUGUCCAAUCAGGAAAACAGUGUCCUUCAAGAUCUGGAACAGUCUCAGGACCCACGGUAUGAUAACUUAUACUGUGUGUUAUAGGAGCAUGUUGUUUUGGGUAUUUGUUUUUUCAUCAGGAUGGGGGCUAUAUGAGUAACGAUAAAUAUGAAAAAAAAUAUAUUUUCUUUGCAGCAUUCAGCUAGGAGUACAACUGAGCCUCGAGGAUUUCCAAUGUCUCUCUGUGCUGGGCAGAGGACACUUUGGAAAGGUGGGUUUCGGGUAAAUUCCAAUUCUAGUGAGAAAUAAAAGGUGUCUAAACAAAUGUUAUCUAACAAAUAUAUAUAUAUUUUUUAACGUUCAGGUUCUACUUGUUGACUACAAAGGUACAAACACCAUGUUCGCCCUAAAAGUCCUGAAAAAACGAAAGAUAAUUGCAUCUGAUUCUAUUGACUGGUCAGUGGAUGGAGAAUACUUAAAAUGGAAACAUUUUGGAUGGUAGUCCUAUUUGUUGUUCGCAAAAGUGAUUAAUUUAGUUAUUCCAUUUUUAUUUUCAAGUCUUAAAUAUGAGAAGAACAUCUUUCAGACCAUAAGCCGCAUACGACACCCAUUCCUUGUAAAUUUGUUCGCAAGUUUCCAGACUGAAGAUCUUGUCUGCUUUGUGAUGGAAUAUGCCGCUGGUGGAGACCUAAUGUCAACUCUUAAUAACAACAUGGCAUCUUUUACAGAAAGCAGAGCUAUGUAA